Myxocyprinus asiaticus (Chinese sucker) is the source of this 2127-nucleotide messenger RNA. RefSeq names its product proteoglycan 4-like. Lineage: Eukaryota; Metazoa; Chordata; Actinopteri; Cypriniformes; Catostomidae. The record is from RefSeq and is a predicted model, not a curated record. The coding region runs from base 259 to 2127 and encodes 622 amino acids. The transcript has 3 exons.
CGAGCGGCGUUUUCUCGCGGAUGCUGAGGAUCUGCAGGGAAUGACCUCCUACGGCUGAAGUUCUGGAGUGGAGGAGCUGCUCUUGUUGCUAGGGAAAAGUUGAUAUCAACUCCUGACUUCAUCUACUCAAGAUCAAUAACUCAAACAACGGUGUGAAAGAUGCAAAUGCUUGAAUUAGCUUUAAAAGCUGAGAAAGCUCCAGACCUCAAGGGAGGAUCAUCAAAGCUGUUCUUGAGAGCUUGAGAAUACAGAACCAACAUGAGUGUGAAUGAUCGUGCCAGACCCUUUGGGGGUAGCACUGAAGAUGGCUGUAGGGAAAUGAGGAACAACAAUGGACAUGCGGAGGAUUCCCUGGAUGGAGAUGCCAGUGCUAAUGAAAUCCAAAGGGAACAUGGAGGAAUUUUGGAGGUUAUUGACAAACUGACCUCUGUGGUACCUCAGACUGAGAAACGGAGUAAGAUGAUUAUUCAGGGCACAGAUUCCCCGUGUGAUGACCCAGAGCUGGCUGAGUUUGAGAUGCUUGAAAGUCAGGAACUAGAAAAUGAGGAAGAGAGCAAUAGUCCUAAAGAUAACCUGAAGGGGUCUCCAUCCACCAUUGUGAUGAAGACCAAAGCAAAAUCUCCAAGAGAUAAAGAUGGACCCUCCCAGCUAACUUUAAAAGAGCAGGAUUCCACCAUUUGCCCUCAGUGCACUAGCAAAGAAGCACCGGGAUGCAUAACAAGGGCUGAGUUUAGCUCUGAAAAUGAUGUUUUUGUGUCUUGCCUCUCCACAAUGUCUAGUCUUGGAGGAAGUCUUGCUAGUGCCCUGGACCAUGCCGGUCGAACCCAGAGCUCUGAUUCAUGGCAUGCACCCUCAGGACCAUACCGAACUCUCUCGGAGGACCUAACACUUGCCUCACUGUCUUGUCUGACCAAAUCAGACAAAAGUCGGAGCUCCCUACACACAGGAAAAAGUACAUCAAACAACAUUAGUGUUGAUCUCAACCUCAACUCAACCACUUUGCCAGAAGAACCUCUUUUAGAAGCACAAGAAAACCAACCAGCUACAGACUUUGCAACAUAUGAGAACUCAGUCCAACUGAAAAAUGAUGUGAGUGAAUGUAGCAUUACUACGGCCAAAAGGGUCCCUAAUGAAUCUGGAAGUGCUAGUGAGGACAAUCAAGGAGAACCUGGCAUUCAUAUUAAGGAGCACCAUGUAACAGAAGACAAGGAUCCAAAUUUGGAAACAUCAACUCAGAACUCUUGCCAGCCUGUAAUCUCUGAAAACACACAGUCUACUUCACGUACUAGAAGGUUCUCCCAUGAUUCCAGUGGUGAUAUACAGAAUAAACUCAAAUCCCAUUACGAAGAAUGUUCUGACCUGAAUUUAAACUCCUCUACAGUAACCUCAAAGGUUACACCAGUCCAUUCUGGUGGGUCUGAACCCCAACCGUACAGGAAGAAAGCAACUUUUGAAAAAACACGAAGUUCUAGUUCAUUGGAACGGAGAAGGCCCUGGAGCAGCCCUUCUCGCCCUGAGACCCCUUCAUCCCCUAAAAUCACCUUUUCACCUCGGAAACAGCCACCUUCUUCACCAGCCAGAUCUAUUAGCACAAGAGAGGCUAGUCAGGAACAUACUGAAACUUCACAGAGGGGUACCAGUGGUCUGAGGCAGCCAAGUAAAAGCUUUCUCACUAGCUGUAGUAUUAUCCCAAAACCUGUCCUUUCUCAACAACCCACUAGAGCAAAGACUGAACCUAAGAGGUCCUCUCCACCUCACAAGCCCAAAAAUGUCCGACCUAAAAUCAUCACCUACGUCCGCAAGAAUCCUCAAGCAAAGCCAUUAUCUGAAGGACCCUACGAAGUAUCGACUCUUCCGCCCAGACUUACACCUUACACCAGCUCUCCAACCUCAAAAGAACCAAAGGUUGAAGGGUCCAGAUGUUCACCCACGCUGAGCUCUUCUAACAUACUUUAUGAUAAGUAUCAGCAGGAGAUACAGAGGUCAGGGUACUACACCCCUCCAGGACUGAUGGUCUCUGGAAUAAGGCCACCCAGUCACACUGUCCCCCAUAAACUGGUGGGAAAAUCAGAGAGUUUCCACGGGGAGCUGCCAGAUCAAUACGUGCAUGAGGUGGGACAUCUUUAA